AUGGCGCAGGCUGCGGGGAGAGCGAGCCCGCCGGCGGCGGAGCUCCCCAAGCUGCAGUUUGUCCCUUUCAGCAGCGCCUUAGACGCAGGCUUUUGGCACGAGCUGACCCAGAAGAAGCUCAACGAGUACAAACUGGAUGAGGCUCCCCAAACGAUCAAGGGAUACUACUAUAAUGGAGACCCUGCUGGUAUGCCAGCUCGUUUAACACUGGAAUUCAGUGCUUUUGAUGUGAAUGCCCCAACUCCAGCACAUUGCUGCCCUGCGGUUGGAACACUGUAUAAUACCAAUACUAUGGAAUCCUUCAAAUUGUGUGAUAAGAAGUUUCUUCUUGAGCAAGCAGCAAAUGAGAUAUGGGAUUCAAUAAAAUCAGGUGAGGCCAUUGAAAAUCCUGUCUUGCUAAACAGAUUUCUGCUACUGACAUUUGCAGAUUUGAAGAGAUAUCGUUUCUAUUACUGGUUUUGUUACCCUGCACUUUGUCUCCCGGAAGGAAUCCCUUUGAUUCAGCAGCCUGUGUGCCUUGCUGCAAGGUUCUCUCCAAUUCAGAUUCAAUCCCUUCAAAGUGCAUAUGAUGAACUUUGCCAGAAAGAAGGGCUCACAGCGUUGUCUUAUUUUUUAGUCAAGUACCAUGAGGAUUCAGUUCUUCUGUCCUUGCUUAAAAGCUGGGAUGAUUUCUUCCCGGAUCCAAAGCAAAAAAUGACACUUGCUGUUUAUGACCCUUGUAACUUUGCCCAGUAUCCAGGAUGGCCACUGAGAAAUUUACUGGUCCUUGCAACACAUCAAUGGGGCAACCAUCUCCGUACAGUUGAAGUGAUCUGCUUCAAGGACAGGACCAUGCAAGGAGCAAGAGACAUUUCACACAGCACAAUUUUUGAAAUAAAGUUUCCUCAAGUGACACUGAGUUUAGAUUGUCCAAAAGCUGUUGGAUGGGAGAAAAAUCAAAAAGGAAGUAUGGGCCCAAGAAUGGUCAAUCUGAGUGAGUGUAUGGAUCCCAAAAGGUUAGCAGAAUCAUCAGUGGAUCUUAAUCUUAAAUUGAUGUGCUGGCGGCUAGUGCCUACUCUUGACCUGGAGAAAGUUGUGUCUGCAAAGUGUCUUCUUCUAGGAGCUGGUACGCUGGGUUGUAGUGUAGCCAGAACAUUGAUGGGAUGGGGAGUCAGGAAGAUCACAUUUGUGGAUAAUGCAAAAAUCUCUUAUUCAAACCCUGUACGGCAGCCACUCUAUGAGUUUGAAGACUGUCUUGGGGGUGGGAAGUCCAAGGCACCUGCAGCAGCAGACAGGCUUCAAAAAAUAUUCCCUGGAGUGAAUGCUGAAGGUUUUAACAUGAGCAUCCCAAUGCCGGGCCACCCAGUGAAUUUUUCUGAGGUCACCAUGGAGCAGGCUUGCAAGGAUGUGGCACAGCUGGAAAAUCUCAUUGAAAUGCACGAUAUCAUAUUUUUAUUAAUGGAUACUCGUGAAAGCAGAUGGCUUCCAGCUGUAAUUGCGGCUAGCAAAAGGAAGUUGGUCAUCAAUGCUGCGUUGGGAUUUGACACCUUUGUGGUGAUGAGACAUGGGCUAAAGAAACCCAAGCAUCAAGAGGUGGGCGAUUCUCCUUGCAAUAACCCUGCUGGAUCAGCGGAUCUUUUAGGAUCAUCACUAUUUUCAAAUAUUCCAGGCUAUAAACUCGGUUGCUAUUUCUGCAAUGAUGUUGUAGCACCAGGUGAUUCCACCAGGGAUCGGACGUUAGAUCAGCAAUGCACAGUCAGUCGGCCGGGGUUAGCCAUGAUAGCAGGAGCCCUUGCGGUAGAAUUAAUGGUAUCAAUAUUGCAACAUCCAGAAGGUGGUUAUGCUGUUGCUAGCAGUAGUGAUGACAGAAUGAAUGAACCUCCCACCUCUCUCGGGCUUGUGCCUCACCAGAUUCGAGGUUUUUUAUCAAGGUUUGAUAAUGUCCUUCCUGUCAGUCUGGCUUUUGACAAGUGUACCGCCUGUUCUCCCAAAGUCCUUGACCAGUAUGAAAGAGAAGGCUUUACUUUCCUAGCAAAGGUUUUUAAUUCAUCGCACUCUUUCUUGGAAGAUCUCACAGGUCUGACUUUGUUGCAUCAGGAAACCCAAGCAGCUGAGAUCUGGGACAUGAGUGAUGAUGAAACACUCUGAAGAUCCUCAAAUGAAGUGAAUGACAGCCGCCCUUAGGUUGCAUUGGUGUCUUUUUAUCAGUCAUUUGAUGAGUUAAUGAUUGCUUACUUACUCUGACUGUUGCAGAAAUAUACAUUAACUCACACCUGUCAUCAGGAUGGGACAGUAUCUCAGUUUCACUAAGCAGUUCCACUGUGAGUGUAACUCUUAUUUUUAUUAUGUGCUUAUACAUCUUAUCUGUGACAAUUAAA
Molecule: messenger RNA, 2357 nt
Organism: Euleptes europaea (tarantolino)
Lineage: Eukaryota; Metazoa; Chordata; Lepidosauria; Squamata; Sphaerodactylidae
Gene: ATG7
Product: autophagy related 7
Exons: 18
Coding region: 1-2127 (708 amino acids)
Biological process (GO): protein modification by small protein conjugation; autophagy of mitochondrion; autophagosome assembly
Cellular component (GO): cytoplasm; phagophore assembly site
Molecular function (GO): Atg12 activating enzyme activity; Atg8 activating enzyme activity
Source: RefSeq, a predicted model, not a curated record